UGCCACUUCACUACUCUAACUGAUCUUCUCUCUUGAAAAAAAAAAAUGGAGGGAAUUUAUGGAACUUGCUCUCCCUCCUCAGUUCCACGUUUUCUAAUUUCCCUUCUAUUUUUCUUCUUAUUCACAUCGACAGUAGUAGUUUUUUCGUUGCCAGAAGAUUCUUCGGAGAUAAUCUCCAGAUUCCAACAGUAUCUUCAAAUUAACACAGCUCAACCUAACCCUGACUACUCUGCAGCUGCCGAUUUCAUCUUCUCUCAAGCCAAAACCAUUGGCCUCGAAUCGCAAUCCCUUGAGUUCGUCAAGGGCAUGCCUGUCGUUCUUGUCAAAUGGCCUGGUACAAACCCUGAUCUCUCUUCUAUUCUCCUUAAUUCGCACAUGGAUGUGGUAGCUGCCGAGCACCAUAAAUGGAUUCACCCUCCUUUCGAUGCUCACGUCGAUCAAGCCGGAGAUAUCUAUGCCAGAGGAUCGCAGGACAUGAAGUGUGUUGGGAUGCAAUACCUGGAAGCCAUACGCGGAUUGAAGAACUCUGGGUUCCAGCCGGUUAGGACUGUUUACGUUUCGUUCGUUCCAGACGAGGAGAUAGGCGGCCAUGAUGGGGCUGAGAAAUUAGCUGAAUCGGAAGAAUUCCAGAAAAUGAAUGUUGGAAUACUUCUUGAUGAAGGAAUCGCAUCACCAAAUGAAAAUUACCGUGUUUUCUUUGCGGAGAGGUGCCCUUGGUGGCUUGUGAUUAAGGCUACUGGUUCUCCUGGUCAUGGGUCAAAACUUUAUGACAAUAGUGCAGUGGAGAACCUAAUGAAGAGCCUUGAGAGUGUGAGGAGGUUCCGGGCUUCCCAAUUUGACUUGGUGAAGGCGGGUUUGAAGGAAGAAGGUGAAGUUAUUUCAGUGAAUAUGGCUUUCUUGAAGGCUGGCACGCCAUCUCCAACAGGGUUCGUUAUGAAUCUGCAGCCAUCUGAAGCUGAAGCAGGUUUUGAUAUACGAGUCCCACCAACUGUUGAUGAGAAAUUGUUGGAGAAACGGAUUGAAGAGGAAUGGGCACCUUCUUCACGCAACAUGACAUUUGAGUUUAAAAGCAAAGCUUCCACUCUAGAUGACUUUGGGAAGCCAGUCCUCACUGCUACAGAUGACUCUAAUCCAUGGUGGGCACUUUUAGAAGGGGCAGUAAAGAAAGCAAAUGGCAAACUUGGCAAACCAGAACUUUAUCCAGCCUCAACAGAUGCUCGAUACUAUAGGAAACGAGGAUUGCGAGCAAUUGGCUUCUCUCCCAUUGCAAACACUCCUAUUCUGCUCCAUGACCAUAAUGAGUUUCUAAAUCAAGCGGAGUACCUGAAAGGAAUUGAAAUAUAUGAGUCAAUCAUCGAAGCAUACGCAUCUUACACUGAGCACACAAGGAAUGCUGCUUCCAGAGACGAGUUGUAAAAGAGCAAACAUGGCCCAUUUCCUGUAGCGACUGCACAUGUUUUAGCUUCAUUGUAGUGUAGCAGGGAUAAGGGAUGUUCCCCAGUUGGUAAUUGUAAAAGAGAGAGAUGCAUAAAUGGAGGUCACAAUCUCCUGUGCCCAGUGUACUGAUAUGAAAUAUAAGAUUUAUUUCACUGUUGAACAUUGUUCUGAUCCAGGUAUUAUCAUCACUUGUGGGUCUGUUCUGAUGGCCGAUGAGGCACUUUGUAAUUUAAUCCUUGAUAACGUCUGCCAACAAUUGCACUG
This is a messenger RNA of Telopea speciosissima, 1701 nucleotides long. Its product is annotated as aminoacylase-1-like. The record is from RefSeq and is a predicted model, not a curated record. Gene Ontology annotation, biological process: amino acid metabolic process. Gene Ontology annotation, cellular component: cytoplasm. Gene Ontology annotation, molecular function: aminoacylase activity. The transcript has 6 exons. The coding region runs from base 46 to 1416 and encodes 456 amino acids. Lineage: Eukaryota; Viridiplantae; Streptophyta; Magnoliopsida; Proteales; Proteaceae.